Molecule: messenger RNA, 1165 nt
Organism: Tribolium castaneum (red flour beetle)
Lineage: Eukaryota; Metazoa; Arthropoda; Insecta; Coleoptera; Tenebrionidae
Product: E3 ubiquitin-protein ligase siah-1
Exons: 3
Coding region: 404-1135 (243 amino acids)
Biological process (GO): multicellular organism development; proteasome-mediated ubiquitin-dependent protein catabolic process
Cellular component (GO): cytoplasm
Molecular function (GO): zinc ion binding; ubiquitin conjugating enzyme binding; ubiquitin protein ligase activity
Source: RefSeq, a predicted model, not a curated record
UUUUUUUAUAUAUCAGUUUUUAUUUUUUUGCUUUUCUUAAUGUAGUUUUUUUUUCAGAAUUUCAUGUUUCAAUUUAUUAGUGUUUUCCAAAUAUUUUUAUAUUUUUCCUGUAGUAGGAUAAACAUUUUUUAAACUUUUCUAAACAAAGUUUUUAACUUCCCUAUUAAUUACUGGUUGAUAUUUGCAAAAUUAUUGACGUCUUAAUCGGUGAAUGGGUUAUUUAUCGACACUUAUUAUAACAAUUAAACGCCUACAAAAUAAUCCCAUGUUGUUUCACUUCUUAUUUUAUGUAAAUUUGGCAUGAAAUAAACCGAUCGCGCCUCAUUUAACUCCCGUGUAAUGAAUUUCAAAAUUACUCCAGAUUACAAGUGUAAGUGUUGUGGUCCAGUCUUCUGAAACUGAAAUGUCAGAGAUAAGGCGUUCAUUACGUUUACAAAGCAAGAAUCAUUUCGUCAAAACUGAGCCAAAGGCAAGGAGAAAGAUAUUACGGUCUUUUGGUAGCUUUGACGUCCCUUUUAACAACUGUAAAUACAAAUACCGCGGUUGCAAGGAACGCUUCCCUGAAGAUGAGCUCAAAAGGCAUGAGCUGGAAUGCCACUUUCGUUGGUACAAAUGCGAGGGGAAAAUAUUUGCGGGAUGGUCCUGUAACUGGAAAGGCUAUCACGAGGACAUCAUGAACCACUUCAAGAAGGAGCACCGGGAAAGAACCUACAUGAAAGACCAAAACGUUAUAGAAAUGUCGCUGAUCCUGGACCAGGACUCGUACGAUUUGCAAUUGAUUCGAAAGCGAAAGCAGCUUUUCUGGUUCAAACACCGACUUUUGAGUGAGGAGAAGGCGGCGUAUUGGUUGUGUCAAUACGUAGGGCCGCAGAAAGAAGCACUAACUUACUGUUACGAGCUGGUUGUGAGCAGUAAUGAAGUACGGAAAUUUGCGGUAACCGAAUUGUGUUACACGGAUGCUUUAGACGCGAAUAAAAUUUACGAAGCCGGAAGGUGUGUCGUUAUGACGUUCGAUCAGAUUAAGAGUUUCAUGAAUGGAGAGGGGAAGGUAACAGUUUAUUUCAGGAUCAAGAAGAAUGUUAAGGCGAAGAAUAUAAAAUAUGAACAAAUCAAUGCUGAAAUGUAUUUAAAAUGAAAUAAAUAAUGUCGUGUUUUGAAUUUUAAA